Molecule: messenger RNA, 3441 nt
Organism: Penicillium oxalicum
Lineage: Eukaryota; Fungi; Ascomycota; Eurotiomycetes; Eurotiales; Aspergillaceae
Exons: 5
Coding region: 1-3441 (1146 amino acids)
Biological process (GO): mRNA splicing, via spliceosome
Cellular component (GO): nucleus
Molecular function (GO): ATP binding; nucleic acid binding
Source: RefSeq, a predicted model, not a curated record
AUGGCUCGCCACGGGGAUACUCGCUCACCAUCUCCUGUAGGCAGCACAUACUCGUCAUCUCGACGCAACCGCAGAGAUGAUGAUCGCUACGACAGACACAGAAGGGAUGAGGGACGCGGGUACCGCAGGUCCCGUAGUCCAGAGACCGACGUGACGAAGAUAGCUACCGCCCUGGUCGAAGAGAUCGGUCUCGCGAGCGCCGUAGAUCUAGAGAUCGGGAUGAUGAUCGUGGCUAUCGUCGCAGGAGUCGAGACAGGGAUUAUCGGCCAAGGAGAGAUGAUUCGCGCGAUCGAGACCGGAGACCCGAGAUCGCGGCGCAUCUCGACGCUCGAGAUCUCGUACUCAAGAGCCAUCGAAGCCUACAACUCCUGCCCCAACUGCGCCCCCGCCACUCAGACCGACGAGCAAAAAAAGGCCGAGAGACUAGCCAAACUCGAAAUGUGGAAAGCCAAGCAGGCCGCUGAGCGUGAGCGAAAGCAGAAGGAGCAGGCUGCAGUCAGUGGGGGUCGUGGCAUCCUCGACGAGAUUGACCGGAGAUCUGGUCUAUCCCCUGCUGUGGCCUCACCCGUACCGCCUGCUACCCCAACCGAAGCCCCAUCUCCGGCACCUUAUGCAGGAAAAUUCGAUCCCAAGGCGAUCGUCAAGGGCGCAGCCUCAAAUGGCACGGCGCCUACCCCUGCAGUGCUUGGAAUUGACGCCCCGGUUCCUCAAAAGGCGAAAUCUGCGGCAGCGCCACCUGCAGCUCCCUCCGUCGCACCACCUGCACCAUUGAAGGCCAAGGGAAAUGUUAGUGGCUUUGGUCUGGGCGGUAAACAAGCGCUUGAUAGCGAGAAGUCUUCUGCCACUAAGACACUAGGCUUUGGCGAAGAGGAAUCGACCCGCAAGAAGCUAGAGCGGCUUCCAACGCCACCUCUUGAUGAUGGUAAAGAUGGUAUUACAGGCGCCGAGGACGUGGGCGAUGAUGAUGACGUCGAUAUGCAAGAUGGCGACAAUGAGGAGCAGGCCGCGGCUGCCGCCCGAGCUGCGGCCGAACGGCGCGAAGCUCGCCUUCAAAACCAGCAGUCAGAGUCGAAUGCCGAUAUUCAGAUGGAGGAGGUUCCGACCCAACAAGCCGAGGCUGCGGAGAUGGACGUUGAUGAGGCCGAUGACGUUGACCCUCUAGACGCAUUCAUGUCCGAACUGACAGACACUGGUCCCCCAAAGAAGAAGUCUGGUGUCACAUUCGCGAAGAAGAAGGGUCCACAACAACCAGAGGCUUUGUUUGGUGAUGAGGAUGAUGUGGAUCUCACGGCUGUUGGUGCUGAAGACGCAGAAGAUGUUCUCGCUUUGGCCAGUAAGAAAAAGAAAAAGGAAAUCCCGACCGUUGAUCAUGCGAAGGUUGAGUACGAGCCGUUCCGCAAGAGCUUUUACAAUGAGCCUUCUCAUCUAGCUGACAUGACGGAAGAAGAAGUUGCCAAUCUUCGACUUGAAUUGGACGGCAUCAAAGUUCGCGGCCAAGAUAUCCCCAAGCCGGUCCAAAAAUGGGCCCAAUGUGGUUUGGGUGUGCAGACUCUGGAUGUCAUCGAACGCCUGGGCUUUGAGGGCUUGACUUCAGUUCAGGCCCAAGCCAUACCCUGCAUCAUGUCAGGCCGCGAUGUGAUUGGUGUAGCCAAGACUGGUUCCGGAAAGACCAUGGCUUUCUUAGUUCCAAUGUUCCGACAUAUCAAGGAUCAGCGACCUCUACGGAACAUGGAAGGUCCAAUCAGUUUGAUCAUGACCCCGACUCGCGAGCUGGCUACGCAAAUCCACAAGGACUGCAAACCGUUCCUCAAGGCCCUUGGUCUCCGUGCUGUGUGUGCAUAUGGCGGUGCUCCCAUCAAAGACCAAAUUGCGGAGUUGAAGCGUGGAGCUGAAGUUGUCGUCUGCACACCCGGACGUAUGAUUGACCUGCUUGCUGCGAAUUCUGGGCGAGUGACCAAUCUUCAUCGUGUGACGUAUGUCGUCCUCGACGAAGCAGAUCGCAUGUUUGAUAUGGGAUUUGAACCCCAGGUAAUGAAGAUUUUGGCCAACGUUCGACCUGACCGUCAGACUGUGCUGUUCUCCGCCACGUUCCCUCGGAACAUGGAAGCUCUUGCUAGGAAGACACUCAAGCGACCAAUUGAAAUUGUGGUCGGCGGCAGAAGUGUCGUGGCUCCUGAAAUUACCCAGAUUGUCGAGGUACGAAACGAAGACCAGAAAUUCGUGCGUCUCCUGGAGCUUCUUGGGAAUCUGUACUCUGACGACGCGAACGAGGACGCGCGGGCGCUGAUCUUCGUUGAUCGUCAAGAGUCCGCGGAUACCCUGCUGAAAGAAUUAAUGCGCAAGGGUUAUCCGUGUAUGUCUAUUCAUGGUGGAAAAGAUCAGAUCGAUCGUGACUCUACCAUUGAAGAUUUUAAAGCGGGCGUUUUCCCGGUCUUGAUCGCUACUUCGGUCGCCGCCCGUGGACUGGACGUCAAGCAAUUGAAACUCGUCAUCAACUACGAUGCUCCCAACCAUCUGGAAGAUUACGUCCAUCGUGCAGGUCGAACUGGCCGUGCUGGAAAUACCGGUACGGCCGUCACAUUCCUGAUGGACACACAAGAGCGCUACUCGGUAGAUAUCGCCAAGGCUCUCAAGCAGAGUGGACAAGAGGUUCCCGAACCAGUCCAGAAGAUGGUGGAUAGCUUCUUGGAGAAAGUGAAGGCGGGCAAGGAAAAAGCCAGCGGAUCCGGGUUCGGUGGCAAGGGUCUGGAGCGACUGGACCAGGAGCGCGAAACUGCACGUAUGCGUGAGCGCCGGACGUACAAGACUGGCGAAGAGGGAGAGGAAGAUGAGGACAAGGAUGAUAAGAAGGAGAAGAAGAAAGGCGAUGACGAUCGUUUCGCCAAAGCUCUUUCUGCGGUGCAACCCGCAGCAGCGGCGCCCGCAGCGGCGCCACUGGUCGGAGUUCCCAAGGGAAUCGAUCUCGAUGGAAAGAUUACUGUCCACAGGACUGAGAAGGAUCCCAAUGCCGGCGGGAAGAAUCCCUUGGACAAGGUGGGCUCGGCUGUGGCGGACAUUCAUGCACGUCUAAGCCGUGCCGGUGUGAUGCGAUCGGGUGUGCCUAUCGACAAUCGUGGUCCAGAUGCAGGCGCUUUCCACGCCACUUUGGAGAUCAACGACUUCCCCCAGAAAGCUCGUUGGGCCGUCACCAAUCGCACGAAUGUCGCCAAAAUUCUGGAGGCUACCGGAACCUCCAUCACCACCAAGGGCAGCUUUUAUCCCUCUGGCAAGGAGCCCGGGCCUAACGAGAAUCCCAAGCUUUAUAUUCUUGUCGAGGGUGAGACGGAGAUUUCCGUCACAAACGCCAUGCGGGAGCUCAUGCGUCUGCUGAAGGAGGGCACUGUUGCCGCCGCCGAUAGUGAUGCACGUCAACCAGCCAGUGGUCGCUAUAGCGUGGUUUAA